AUGGAGGCAAGGACAUUAGCCAGGCCAGCAACCACGCUGGCCAGCCUCCUCCGCUCCCAGACCUCCGUCACCCUCGCCGCUGUGCCCCGAAGAGGCCACAAGACGACCACCCGCACAAAGAAGGCCCUCAACAUCGGGCCCCAUCCCGACUUCCUCCCUUCCUCGUCAGGCGAUGCCAUCAUCGUCAACCCGCCCUCCGCCGCGCCCUCCGUCUUCCACACCCCUUUCAAGUUCCUGCCCUCAACCGAUCCCCGCCGCAGGGCGAACCUCUCGUCGCUCUUCGCCAACGCCUCGUCGUCCUCCAAGGCCGCCGCGGCGCCGAAGCUCCCUCCCGCCCUCAACGUGCCCUCCCGCGGCGCCAACCCCCGUUACCACCUCACCCGUGACGACGUCGCCGAAAUCCGCCGCCUCCGCGCAGAGGACCCCGUCCAGUGGAGCGUCGGCGCCCUCGCCCGCAAGUUCGACUGCUCCGAGACCUUCAUCACCAUCUGCACGCCCGCGCCCCGCGAGCACAAGGAGCGCAUCGCCCGCAAGCUCGAGGCCGUCAAGGGCCGCUGGGGUUCUAUCCGCACCAAGGCCCGCGAGGACCGCACCCGUCGCAAGGAGAUGCUCUUCCGCGGCGAGUUGUAA
This is a messenger RNA of Colletotrichum truncatum, 630 nucleotides long. RefSeq names its product mitochondrial 54S ribosomal protein mL58. Gene Ontology annotation, cellular component: mitochondrial large ribosomal subunit. The record is from RefSeq and is a predicted model, not a curated record. Lineage: Eukaryota; Fungi; Ascomycota; Sordariomycetes; Glomerellales; Glomerellaceae. Gene Ontology annotation, molecular function: structural constituent of ribosome.